CAUGCGGUGACCACGUGUCUGUGUCCGGCCUGCCAGCGGACCAUGUGGAGCAGCAAGAUGGCGGCGCGGUGGAGGGGGAAUGACGGGAAUUUAAAUGCCGGUAACAGCGACUUUCUGACCAGCAACACUCCCAAUGAGUUGAUCCUGAGUCGUUGUGAUGUGGAAGUUGUGGAGAUGGACGCGCAGUCCUGCGUGGAUCACUCAAUACGGGCCAUUUUUGAAGACUCCGCUGUCGUUUCAGAGGAUAAGAGUGGAGCGGAGGAAGAGAGUGAGACCCUGCUGUCAGCCCUGACUGAGAUGCUGGACAGUGUGGAGGAUGUCAACGGGACUCUGUCUCCCUUUGACACCCUGCCAGACACCAAGCUCCUCACCCACCCAGAGCGCAGGGACAACUCAGUGGAACUGUCACUUGCUGAGAGACUUAGACCGAGAUCCAAAUCAUCAAAUGUAACAUUCACAAUUAACAUUGAUGGAGAAAAGGAAGAUAAGAGCAAAACAGAGAGAAAGAGCCCUCCACAUCUGUACAAACAACAAAUUCGGACAUUGUUUCACGCCAGAAAUAAGAAAGCAGAGGCUGAAGUCGAGGUCUUCACCACAACGUCUCUCGUCAACCUGGUGAAUCUCAUGCACCCUUAUUGUCUGAAGCUGCACGUGGAGGAGGAGGGGGAUAAACUGAGGAGGAAUCACACAUUAUUCUCUCAGGAGGAGGUGUGGAAGUAUGAGAGACCCACCGAAGAGAGCGAUGAAGAGAUAAAUGUUGUGUCUGAUGACGAGGUAACUGUGAAAGAGACAAAGGAGGAAGAAGAAUGUGAUAAUGGCAAACUCUUGAAGAGUGCGUUGCUGAAUGGAAACUCACCCAGAGCUCCACCAUCCAGAGGGAAGAAAAGGGUGAGCUUUGGCCCUGUUCAAGUGUCUUCAUUUGAUGAAUCAGUGGAAAAGGGAUUGAAAGAGCAAAAUCUAACAAGUGGACACACAAGUGAAACGGUUCCACUGAACAGCACAAAAGCACUUGAAAAUCCAACUAGCUCAGCAUUUGUACCUCAAACAUCGUCCUCAGAAAUGAACAAGGCUGAGGUUCUGCCACCCAAAGGUGAGACAAAGGCCAAGUCACUCAGCCUUCAACAGUACAGACAGCUGCGCCAAAAGAGACAACCCCUGGUGGAGAAACAGGGGAACUAUACCACCAAGUGGCCCUCUGUUUCUGAGCCCCCGAAGGAGCUGACCCCCAUCCUCUGUUUACAGGGACAAACACACAACGGCUGUGGACCAAAGACGGCACACCAUUAUGCAGAUGGUAGGAGAAGUGGCGCCAAUCAGCUCCCCACCUCUGCUCCACCUAGGCCUCACCCCUCAGAGGUCAAACCAUCUGCUCUUCUACGUCGCAGCGGGUUAAAACGCCCCAGGACUGAAUCCAAAAUCAUCUCCCCUGCCAGUCCGCUGCCAGACGUCACAGCUAACCUACCGGUGAAUGUUAUUGUGCCAGAAAGCAAAAACAGUCCAGCAAAGAAACCCACCGUGCUCAGUAUUGAUCCCCCAAAUCCUGUCCUCCUUCCCCUCCCAGUUAGCCAAACAACAUCACCAUCCACUGACCGCUCCUCCCCACCAGAGUCGAAAGUGGAGUUCAAGCACUUUCAAGAAAUCCAAAAUGAAUCCUCAGUCAUACCUCUUCAACAACAGCCAUCCUCCUUAGGGCAAAAGCUUAAGGUGUUAAAACCUCGGGUCUGCACCAUCCUGUUUCAGGAAAUUCAAAACAAGUUUACUAAGAUAGCUUCAGGUGUCUCCUCAAGGUCUCCAGCACUGUGCCCAACCACAACACAAAUCCAAACUUCUUCAGAGUGCAAGAUACUACAGUCUCAGAAAUGCAGUCUGAUCCCGACAGAGGAAAUCAAACUGGAACCAAAGACUCCUCUGUCGCAAAGUGCAGAGACAGUGAGGCAAACCAAGUGUCCUUCCUUCUCAUCACAUAUUAGUCAGCUGCCUACUCCGGUAGAUGCUUGCAUACCAGUAAAGGAGACACUGUCAGAGGUUCUUCCCAGUAAAUCCCCGCCUGAGGAACCAUCUCCUCCUCUUCAGUUUGGCUGCAGAGUGCAGAGUGCAACCACUGACUCAGGAAUUGAAGCGCCAGAUCUGACCAGCCUGCUGGAACAGUUUGAGGAAACACAAGCCAAAGAGGAGAGAGUGGAGCCCAAACUUAUAAAUGCCACUUCACCUUCAAACCUACAAACAGAAGGAGGCCUGAACAGAACUGAGCCUGUAGGAACAGAGCGAGCCUCCACAUUACCACUGACGCCCCCUGUGGAAACACUUAAGCCUUUAAGCACUUCAGAAUCACCUGGGACUCCGGAAACCCUCAGGAAUAUACUGCAUCUUCAAACGUCAGAGGAUGUGGACAUACCAGAGCCCCUCGGCACUGAAAUCAUCCUUAGCACACAACAUGAUCUGCCAGCAAGACGCAAAAAUCCUCCAUCCAAGGCCAUUCAGAUAAUUGACCCCCGUCCUUUACCGUCCAAAAAGACUCACAGUAACCUUUCAGAGUUCCCUGCUGCUCACACCUCUCCUCACCUAUAUUCAUCUAUAUCCUCCGAUCACAACUACUGCGGACCUCUAGACCGUUCACCCACAAGUGCUACUCAGUGGAGCAGAGCCUCUAAACUCAAGGAUAUCACUAAAACCACAGAUAAAUUGCAGGUUAGCACCCACGACUCAAAUGCUGCUGCUGAAUGCCAAAAACAGACCUCCAUCAGUGACAUUGACCCCAACAUCAGGGCUGUUGAUGACUCUGCAAAGUCUGUCACGCAGCCUUCCUCUGAGGAAUCGAGGACCAGAUCAGAGUCAGCAGACAAAGUUCUGUCACUUUCAGACAGCGCUGCCACAAAGCAAGACUGUGUUCAUGCCACUGAAGACAAGAGGGCCCCAUGCGCCCUCCCUACACCUCCACCCAGCCCUCCUGUCAGAGGGAGGAACAAAAGGAGGUAUCGGAGAGGAUCUCCUCGUUCUGAUUCUAGCUCCAGCUCUUGUUCCUCAUCGUCGUCCUCCUCCUCCAGCUCUGCAUCUCGAUCUCCAAAAAGACAAAAGCGCCAUCACAAGCGUUCAGAGAGCAGUUCAUGUUCAUCGUCCUGCUCUUGCUCCCGCUCCCCACCUCGGCGGCGCUACAGGUGGUCUUAUUCUAGAUCAAGAUGCAGUAGGUCGAGAUCCAGAUCUUGGUCCCGUUCAAGGUCCCCAUCCAUAUCCCAAUCACCAUCCCCACGGAUGUGCCAUAGGCAGUGGGGAGAAGUUUGCAGCAGCAGAGACUCUAGGAGGCUCAGGAGAGAGCACGAGAUCAGGAUUCAGAAACUUAAAGCCAUAGACGAGCGCAGGGUGGUGUAUGUCGGACGCAUCUGCAGGUCUAUGACACACAGCGAACUGAGGGAACGCUUCUCUCAAUUCGGAGAAGUAGAAUGUGUGUCUCUUCACUUUAGAGAAAGAGGUGACCACUACGGCUUUGUCACAUUCUACAACAUGGAUGAUGCUUUUGCGGCCAUUGAUAAUGGCAGCAAACUACGGAGACCUAACGAGCUGCCGUUUGACCUCUGCUUUGGUGGAAGAAGACAGUUCUGUAAUUCAGACUAUGCUGACCUAGACGCAAACAGAGAUGCGGACCCGUCUCCUGCCAAGAGCAGGUUUGAGGACCUUGACUUUGAUUCGCUGCUGAAACAGGCCCAGGGCGGAUUAAAGAGGUAGCAGAGCUGUGUGGAAGGACGAGUACACCAAGCUGGAUGUGGCAGAGAUAAAAAGAACCUCAGGGCCUUGUGCUCCAGUUAUGUAGCAAACCUUUGUAUGUUAGUAGUUUUUGCAUGUUUUGACCCUUAUAUGCAUGCAGUUUAUGAUGUGUACAGUUAACAUGUCAAAUAUGUAGCACUGUUAAUUUGAUAACGUUAUUAGUGGAGCCCACUAAACAUUUUUGUUGCGAUUCCAUAACACUGAUAAUGUUUUAUAUAUUUGUAUAUAAAAAAAUAAAGGCUCUUUAUUGUG
Messenger RNA from Dicentrarchus labrax (European seabass), 4011 nucleotides. Its product is annotated as peroxisome proliferator-activated receptor gamma coactivator-related protein 1. The record is from RefSeq and is a predicted model, not a curated record. Gene Ontology annotation, molecular function: transcription factor binding; RNA binding. Bases 43 to 3720 code for a protein of 1225 amino acids. Gene Ontology annotation, biological process: positive regulation of transcription by RNA polymerase II. Lineage: Eukaryota; Metazoa; Chordata; Actinopteri; Moronidae. Gene Ontology annotation, cellular component: nucleus. The transcript is spliced from 11 exons.